UGUGUACCAUUUUCGAACAGAGCAACAAUUCAGAUCUAACUCCAAAACCCAGAAACCUCAAGCUUUGUUUCUUCCAGUUCGGGCAUCAGCUGUCAAUGGGAUUAGCUUAGCUUAACAUUCAGUGACCAAUGUCAAACUCAAUUAUAAACAAAAGGGUGCGGGUGCCUUGUCUACCCUCCCCGGCCAAGAUUAAUUUCAACUUGAGCAAGAUACAGAGGAUUAAGAAGCCUGAGUCCAACAAGGUGGACCGAAUCAGCGCCCUACCAGAUGAAAUUCUUGUGAAUAUAGUUGCCUUCUUGCCACUAGAUGAAGCACAGGCUACGAGUAUCCUUUCUAGGCGAUGGCGUUAUAUCUGGAAGUCUGUGUUGGAGAAUACUAUGACUCUCAACUUUGAUGCUGAGAAACAUUUGUCCAAUUUUGCAUCCCGGGAAGAGUUGGCAAUUCGUUGGUAUGUCGAUUGGGUGGAUACAGUGUUGAACCAGUAUACAGGCCGAAAAAUGAAGCAGUUCAGGGUUUGUUAUGAUUUGGACAGCACGUUUUCAAGGUCGAUUGAUGAAUGGAUUCAUUUUGCAAUGACAAAAGGAGUUGAAAUGCUUGAGUUAGACUUAUUAGAAUAUGGUGUUACUGGCCGUUUGGAGUUUCCAAUUUAUACAUUUCCCCACAGACUUUUAGGCAUUGUGAAAGAAUCUGCUUGGAAGGACAUCUGUUCUGAUGUUCCUAGGCUAAGUCCUUGUGCAUGCAUUGGCUUUAAGUCCCUCAAAGUUCUUAGUUUGAAAUGUGUUGAUGUGGAUGGACAAGUUCUUGAGUACAUGUUUUCUAAUUGUCCAGUUCUUGAACGAUUAUCACUAGGUUAUUCCUCGAGCUUGGUUAGUCUAAGAGUUGUUGGUCCAUCAAUUGCAUUGAAGUACUUAGAAAUACGAGGAUGUGCUAGACUUGAGAGCAUUGAGAUCUGUGACACAAACCUUGUUUCUUUUGUUUAUUACGGAAAUGAGAUACACUUGAUAGUUAGAAAUGUACCACUCCUUGUUGAGGUAUCAAUUUGUGAGUCUUGUAGUAAUGAUUACAUACAGGUUGCGUUCACCCAACUCUCAUGCUGUCUCUCUCAACUAGAGAUUCUCAAACUAAUUGAUGUCAUACUGCCCUACAAGAGGAAUCCUGUAUUUCCUAUAUUCACAAAUCUCAAGCAUUUGGAAUUAAGAUUUUAUGAAGAUGAUGAUUGCAUUCUUCUUCAUUUAACUUCUUUCAUCAAGGCAUCCCCUUGCUUGCACAACCUUGUGCUGGAGUUGUACCCUUUAACAUGCCGAAGAGAAAUAGAAUUUAGAAAAGCUGCCAAAUGCUCCCAUGAUUACCUAAAGGUAGUGGAAAUAUUUGGAUAUCAUGGACGCAAAAGUGAUUGUGAACUGGUCAAGUUCUUGACAGAGAUUGCUGUUAAUUUGGAGAAAAUUGUUACUGAUCCUGCUCAUCCUGCUGAACGACAUUACUGUUAUCCUAAACACAGACGAAAGCCGGAUAUUGAAGUCGUGGCAAGGGCUGAACAGUCAAGUUAUGAUUAUGCUACCAUAGUAAAGAAAAAAUUCCUUCGACUUGGGAAUUGAUUGUGUUGGAAAAUGCAGUGGUGCACUUGCUUAAGUUAUCUAAAGACAGGCAAUCAUCGGAUACUAAGGUGUACAUUAUUGAUGUAUAUAAAGCUCAAAUUGUGGUUCUGUAUUAGUCAGAAAGUCAAGGUUUUACUUGGAUUACUGCUCAUGGGUCUCCGACUUGGGGUUUUGUACUUAUAUGCUGCAAGGGAGCUCUCCCGUGUAUGCUUAUCUCCUGACUGGCAUAUUUUAUGCUGAGAGAAGAGUGGAGUAUUGAUUAUAUGAUGGUCCAUUGUCUGGUGGCUUUCUCCAUCCGGGGAAGGGUUUCAUGCUUGACAAGAAAAGGCUCAACUUUCAAGGGCUUUGGUUGGGAAGAAGGCAAAGUUUCUUUGGGGUGUAGUCUGGUGACUGUUACAUGGGUGAUUCCAAUGUAAAGAAUCUGGAGGUUGCUUGAAGAAUAAUAGAAACUUGGGCUGGAGGAAUUAUCGGAAUGAGUUGGAAUCCGUUUCAAAUGACGCUGGAGCCUGGAGGUUUGGCUCGGUGUGUUAUAACUUAUGUGGGUGAUUUUUGUCUAAAUGCAAAUGCUGCUGCUAGUUAGCAAGCAAUUUGUAGCUAUUUUAUUAUUUUACUCUGAUUGACAACUUGUUCAGCAUCUUGUAUACUAGGUAUACUCCCGCGCAA
Molecule: messenger RNA, 2258 nt
Organism: Rosa chinensis
Lineage: Eukaryota; Viridiplantae; Streptophyta; Magnoliopsida; Rosales; Rosaceae
Product: F-box protein At4g09920
Exons: 4
Coding region: 129-1595 (488 amino acids)
Molecular function (GO): protein binding
Source: RefSeq, a predicted model, not a curated record